AUGUUGUUUGCUUGUUCUGGUGAGCAAUUGAAGCUUGAAGAGGCAGCAGCAGCUAAGUCUUCAGAGUCAUUAACCACAAGGGCUUUCUCACUCAGUGAGUUUUCAUCAUCAUCAACAACUGUCACUGCUCAAGUAGAUGAAGCUGAGUCCACUCUCAAGGAGGCACUUUCUUUGAAUUAUGAGGAAGCGAGAGCAUUGCUCGGGAGGCUCGAGUACCAAAGAGGUAAUUUUGAUGCUGCCAUUCAAGUGUUUGAAGGGAUUGGAAUUAGACUCUUGUCACCAAGAAUGUCUAAGGCCAUUGCCGAGAGGACUCGUCCUCGAAAGUCGCGGUCUAGAGGCAGAGGCUCGAUGGCUGUUGAUGGUUUAAUGUCUCUGCAUUCUGUGAGCCUGCUUCUUGAAGCUAUCAUACUUAAAGCUAAAUCUCUAGCCGAGCUCGGUAGAUUUCAAGAGGCUGCAAAAGAAUGCAAGAUUAUCUUGGACACAGUAGAAUCGGCUAAGCCUAAUGGUAUACACGAUGAAAUAACUGAUGACAGAAAGUUGCUCGAGAUGUUUCACAGAGUGCUUGAGUUACUUCCCGAGCUGUACUUACAGGCUGGCUCCUUAGACGAAGCCAUUGCUGCAUAUAGAAGGGCUUUGCUAAAGCCUUGGAGCUUGGAUCCUGAACAGCUGGCAAAAAUGCAAAAGGACUUUGCUGUAACAUUACUCCACGGAGGUGUCGAAACAAGCAACAUGGAGGAAUCGAUUCUUCUCCUGUUCAUACUCAUGCAUAAAAUUCUUCACGGCAAAAUUAAGUGGGACCGUGAAGUUAUCGAUCAUUUAACUUUCGCGCUUGCAGUUAACGGACAAUACGUGACUUUGGCCGAUCAAGUGGAGCAAGUUCUUCCAGGUAUGUACACCCGAGUCGAGAGAUGGUAUUUUCUGGCUCUUUGCUUUAGUGCAGCCGGACAGAACCAAACGGCGCUCAACCUCUUGAAAAAAAUCUUAGAUUUUAAUAGAAAAAAUGGCAAGCCCCAUUUGGCAUCUUUGUUGUUGGGAGCAAAAUUGUGUGCUGAGGAUACGAACGAGUCCUCCUUGGGGAUAAAUUUUGCACGUGAAGUGAUUCACUCGUACACAGGCCAAAACGAGCAUAUUCUGAGCCGGGCUCAUAUGUUCCUCGGGAUUUGCUAUGGAAAUGCAGCUCGGGAGUCGGUUUCCGAUCACGGACGAGCCGCUUUACAUAAAGACGCGAUUAGCUCGUUGAACUACAGUCAUCAGAUCGGGAAAAGUGAGGAUUUAGAAAUCAAGUUGUGGCUUGGGCUAGAAAAUGCCGUGCAGAGGAAUUUUGGGCAGGCCUUUGAACUGGUGAUGGAGUUUUCGAAAAUGAGUGGUGGGAGCUUUGCUAAAAGUUGGAAGGUGUUGGCACUUAUAGCAUCGGGCGAACAGAGAUUAAGAGAUGCAGAGGCUUUAAUUAAUGUUGGCUUGGACGAGACAGAGAGUAUUGACCAGCUCGAGCUUCUGAGGUUGAAAGCCGUGCUUCAGAUUGCCAAAGAACAGCCGAAGCAAGCGAUCGAAACUUACCGGAUUUUGCUUGCUCUAAUUCAGGGUACAAACGAACUUCCAGAGAAAAAUGCAUCUGAGGUACAAGCAUUCGAAGCAUGGUUGGAUUUGGCGGAACUAUACUCGAAGCACGCGUUAUGGCUAGACUCGGAUAUCUGCAUACAAAAAGCUAAGGCAGCUAAAUUUUACUCCCCACGAGCAUGGCACUCAACAGGAAGACUAUUUAGAGCCCAAGAGCAGCAUAAAGAAGCCAUGAUUGCAUUCUCGGUCUCGUUAUCAAUCGAUUCAGAUUACGUCCCGAGUAUAGUGUCGACAGCCGAGUUACUAAUCCAGACGGGCAAUAAUCAAUCUCUUCACAUUGCAAAAAGCUUGUUGAUGCACGCGGUUCGUUUGGAGCCCACGAGCCACGAUGCUUGGUUCAACCUUGGGCUGGUUUAUAAGAUGGAAGGGUCUGUGCAAAGAGCAGCAGACUCGUUUCAAGCUGCGCACGAGCUGAAGCUCUCAGCCCCACUUCAAAGCUUUCAGUGA
Molecule: messenger RNA, 2064 nt
Organism: Striga hermonthica
Lineage: Eukaryota; Viridiplantae; Streptophyta; Magnoliopsida; Lamiales; Orobanchaceae
Source: the annotation of a GenBank genome assembly